Cyclocybe aegerita is the source of this 1335-nucleotide messenger RNA. NCBI's taxonomy places the organism in Eukaryota, Fungi, Basidiomycota, Agaricomycetes, Agaricales, Hemipholiotaceae. The record is from the annotation of a GenBank genome assembly.
UGUCUUCAGAAUCCUGGCCUCCGGCACUAAAGGAAUGGGUUGCCAAAUGCCUUGGCCAGAUAACAGAUGCGAACAGAGCAGAAGUUCAGACUGAACUUAAACAGGUAAUAUCAGACUCUUUUGCCGCCCAUACACUAUGGACUACCGACUGGGCUGGGGUGCAACUAAAAAGGCUUAUGCCAAAACCUGCCCCCGUUUUCAAUAACCUCAAACGAAAGAGGUUCGAGAACAAUUCUACAUCAUCGAAGAAAGCCAAGAAAGCGGAGAAAGCAGCACAGAAGUACGCCGCAGUCUAUGGUUCGAAUGACUUCAGCGACCAGGCUGCGUUAAAUCGGAGAGCAGAGCGUUUUCAGCGUGAGCAUGAGAUCGAGAGAAACAAAUUCCGGAACGGAGGCAGUACCCCGGCCUUCAAGACAAAUAAUCAUCACGCACAUCUCUUCACGGCUUCGAGAUCAGGAUCCCCGUAUAUGAAUAACGACGAGCCCGAAGGCGAUCCGGACGUCAUCGACUGGGAUCGCUAUACCAUUGUUGGAACUUGUCAUGAUAUUUUCAAAGAUUACCUACGACUAACCAGCGAACCAAAGCCGGAGACUAUACGCCCUUAUUCUGUCCUUCAGCAAACCCUCGCCCAACUCAAGGAGCGGUGGAGGGAAAGAUCGUCGUAUGAUUGGAUCUGUAAUCAGUUCAAGAGCCUACGACAAGAUUUGACAGUCCAAAGAAUUAAGAAUGAAUUCACUGUGCAAGUAUAUGAAAUCCAUGCUCGUAUGGCCCUAGAGAGCGAUGAUAUGAUGGAAUACAAUCAAUGUCAGGCAACUCUGAAGACACUUUACGACCUGGGUAUCCCGGGCAAAGUCGAGGAGUUUACUGCCUAUCGCAUUCUCAUGCUCCUUCAUGGGCGAAAUCGAAGCGGACUUAAUCUUUACGUAGGUCAGCUAACACCCCGACAGAAGGCGGAUGCAGCAGUGCAGCACGCGCUUGCGGUGCAGAGAGCGUUGGCGAUCGGCAACUAUUGCAGGUUAUGUGAUUUGUAUCUGAAAGCACCGAACAUGGGCGCAUACAUCAUGGACCAUUUCAUUGAUCGAGAACGAACGAAGGCGCUUAUGGUCAUCACAAAAGCGUACCUGAAAGUCACGCUUCCCUUCCUCCAGCAGAGCCUAGCAUUCGAAACGCUGGAAGAGACGCGGACAUUCUUGGUCAAGCACAACGUGAAUUCGUUCACGAAUCCUAACAGCCCGGACGCGGAAAAGAUCCUCGACUGUAAGCCAUCAAUACCUGGGCUCCAUCGGAUGUACGAAGAAAAGUAUAGCAAGGUUAUGAUCAAGGGUGCUAUCUAAA